GGUGCCUCGAUCCAACAUUAAUGCACGAGAGAUACAAUCACAUCCCCUCAACCAUCUCCGACGUGGGGAGGAGAGGCAGUUACAAUCGGCAAAUGUGGACGCCAUCGUUUAUUUCCGUGAAGCCAAUCCCAGUCUGUCUCUAUGGUGUUUUAUUUUUCAACAAGCCGAAUAGAGCUCGGUUUUUUCCGUGCAGUAGCAAUUAAAGCCGAGAGUCUUUUGCGCGAGGCACAGACAUCAGUCGGUUUGGGUAGCACUGUAAAAUUGUGUACGUCUUACUGAACAAGUAGAUAAGUAUUUUGAAAAUGGAAUCAGCUAACCAGCUCGUGUCUGUUGGAACGUUUCAAGUGCUUAAAUUACCCCUUGGAUUUAUCCGCGUUUUGGAAUGGCUUUUUGCCAUUUUUGCAUUUGCAACAUGUGGAGGCUACAGUGGACAGCUGCGGGUUAGCGUUGACUGUCAGCUUGACAAGGCCAGCAGCAACCUCAGUAUUGGCAUCGAUUUUGCCUAUCCUUUUAGGUUGCACCAGGUGUCCUUUGAGGCUCCGCUGUGUGAUGGGAGGAGGAGGGAGAGUCUCUUCCUCAUUGGGGACUAUUCUUCCUCAGCUGAGUUCUUUGUCACCAUUGCUGUGUUCGCCUUCCUCUACUCCCUCAUGGCCACCAUAGUCUACAUCUUCUUCCAGAACAAGUACAGAGAGAACAACCGAGGCCCUCUCAUCGACUUCAUAGUGACCGUGGUGUUCGCCUUCAUGUGGCUGGUCAGUUCUUCGGCCUGGGCCCAGGCCUUGUCGGACGUCAAGGUCGCCACAGAUCCAGAUGAGGUGCAGGAGCUCAUUUCUGCCUGUAAGGUCAUGACCAACAAGUGUGGCUCAGUGCAAGGACCCCGUUGGUCAGGCCUUAACACCUCUGUGGUGUUUGGCUUCCUAAACUUCGUUCUGUGGGCAGGAAACAUCUGGUUUGUUUUCAAGGAGACUGGCUGGCAUAAGGGAGGACCUGCUCGGUACGCUGGAGCGCCACCCGAAAAACAGGCCGCGACCUUCAGCCAGCAGCAGCCCUACAACCAGGGCAGCUUCGACCAGUCAGGAGGCUACAGCGGCCAGGGAGACCGGGAGCAGGCAUCAGAAUACAGUCCUGUGGGCGAACCCACCUCCUACUCCAAUCAGAUGUAGCCUUGCAGUCUGAUUGGCACAUCAGUGUUCUAUAAGGGAAAAUUCAAUCAGGGGUUAAGGAAGGAAGGGGUUGAAGGGAGGGAGGGGGCAUGAGGGGCUAGCUCAGUUUGAUCCCUCUGAUGCAUCACGUUGUUGGUGUCCUGUUUGUGCAAAAACAUAAAAAAAAUGUGUCCAAAUGACCAACAUGCAGUUCUUAGGUAAAAAUAUUCUGGUGCCAGAAAAGGUAAGUUGUCGAUUGAUACAGUUCCACGCGUUGUAUUUUGAAGUAUUGUACAAAAUCUAGAUUUUAGUUACGUUUUUAGAUGUUGUUUUCGUGAAUGUUGUAUUGCCUGUGGCUUGAGUCUGUUUACAGUUUAUCUUUUUCUGUGCUAGGUGCAAUGCCACAGACCUUUUUAACGAGACUUCUUUUUCAAACUGGUUUGUACUGUCGUGGAAGAGAAAUGUGGUCUACAAUUGUAUAAUUCUUGAAGUUUCCUAUAUAGUCUUGACAAAGUGCAUGAAGUUGUGCUAUGUGUUUCUAUGCUUGUUUGUGCACAUUCUAAUAAUGAAACUGGCAGGAUUUAAUCUCAGCGUUACAGCAAGGUAACAGUAGCAGUUUAUUCCUCAUUAUUAGAAUUUUAUUUCAUCGCUUGUAUUUAUUUAUAUUUUUUUCAAGACACCCUUUAUAGUAUACACUAUAUUUUAAUAAAUGUGUUUUUAUUUUAUAUAUUUAAAAUGAUUAUUUAAAUUGUAUCAAGUUUUAUUUCACUGCACUAAGGAAGAAUUGUUCGUUUUUUGCCAUGUUACACAAGAUGCCCUUGAUCAUAAAUGGGUUUUAUGUAUUGAUUUGUGGGGAGUUUUUGAUGUUGUUGUUAACAAUUGUAAAUGGGAAAAGUGUUUGUACCCGCUCUGUUUACAAAUGGUUGCUCUUGAUUCAAAUGAAAGAAUAAUUUCAUACACAUCCUGGAGCUGGCUAGCUAGGCCCCAGUGAAAAAGGGCCAGAAUAACUAAGUUGCAAUUAAAACAGUGAGCUCAGCCAAGCUUGUCUGUAUAACCAUUCCUGAACACCCUCCAUUUUAUCUGUCAUGUUUUCUCUGUCUUGAAUUUUAUAAACAAAGUCAUUCAGGUUUGUACAACUUUUGGAAAGUUUGUGCAAUGAAUAAAAAUAAGUCUAAUGAGAUGGUGUCUGAUAUUGAUGAUGAUAAUGAAUUAACCACGUGUCUUCAGUGUCAAAGCAUGUGGUAAAAAAACUCCAUGUAUGUACUUGCUCUUCUGUCCGUGUAACAUUAUAAUUUGAACAAUUUGAAAACCAUUUACCAGUAUUUGUAAUCUGUUUAUGAUUACUGAGGGUGGGGGAUAUUUUACAAGCAUUUUGAAUAAUGCUAAUAAAGAUGUUGGACAAAUCCA
This is a messenger RNA of Oncorhynchus mykiss (rainbow trout), 2549 nucleotides long. It is a transcript of the gene synpra, whose product is annotated as synaptoporin a. Gene Ontology annotation, cellular component: synaptic vesicle membrane; synaptic vesicle. The record is from RefSeq and is a predicted model, not a curated record. NCBI's taxonomy places the organism in Eukaryota, Metazoa, Chordata, Actinopteri, Salmoniformes, Salmonidae.